UUAUCUUAAUAUGGGAUUUAUAAGGUGUCUAUAAAGGUAGUAAAUUAAUCAGUAUAACAGGAAUGUCUUCGGACUUAAAUCGAAGUACGAUAUAUAACUGAUAACUAUGCUUCAGGAUAUAUAUAAACAGGAGUAAUAUAAAACGGGCUGUGUUCAAACAACUUUGAUAUUGCCUGUUGUCCACGUGUAAUUGGCUUGUUUAGUGGCAUACUCAGGCAACCUUGUUUUAGAAACCUUGGUUAAAAAAAAAAAAAAAAAAAAAAAAAAUGGUGAAAAGAAUAGUUAUGAGCUGAAGCAAUUGUGGUUGGUUUGGUUGAGAGAGUAAAUCGUUCUUCAUUAACUACUAACAAUAUAUUUGCUCUUGAUUUAUCCGUUUUCAUCUGUGACCUUCCAACCCCGUUAUGGUAAAUCCCAAACGUAAAUAAGGGCAAGCCGAAAAUCUUAGAAACCUCUACAGUAUAAAAAUAAUCAUGGAAAACUUUAACCUCCAUUCUAAUCUUCGUAGAUAACAGAGUCACUACGAACGACAGAAAUUGGAUGACGUCUGUAAGUGAGAUGAUGCAUGGCGUGUCCCAGCAACUGCCAUCUAUCGACCAGGCUGUUACCACCAUGUCCUUCCUCGCUUUCGGAAUAUUUAUGGCCAAUCUGGUAGUCCAAGCCGUCGCCAAUAGCUCAUCUCUUUCCAUCUUGGGGAGAGAAGACAGCAGUUCUUUCGUCGGAUUGGACAAUUUCCCGCUCGAUUUCUCCAAUCUGGACUUCGACCUCGGCUUAGGCUUCGGGAGAGAAAAUGGCCUGGAUGAGGAGGAUAAGAAAGACAUUUUGAAAGAGACUGCAGAUGUCAUCAGGGAAGUUUAUGUUGGUCUCCACCAGAUGGCUAAGCUAAGCGUGACGCACCUGGUGGGGGCGCUGGGGACGGAAGCUCCGCAGUCGCGAGUCCCGCCGGGCGCCGAGGGACUUCCGCCCGAGUGCCUGCGCCUCCUGCUCUGCGAGGGCCACCGCGCCACGUCGCCCUUCUUUAGGGGCACCGCGUCCUACAAGCUCCUCCCCUUCUGGACCGUUGGCGUGAGCUGGCUGUCGGGAGAAACGAACGUGCCGCGCCUCCUGGAGGAAAUGCGCGCCGAGGUGGCCGGUCAGAGCGGACUCGACUGUUCAGCCCUCUACCCGCAGUGCGAGGACGUCGGGACGGUCGAGAGCAUCGUCAGUCAAGUGGUUUCUCAGCUGGAGGGCGCAGGAAUGGUUCGCGAGGAGGACGGAGAAAGAGGGAGAAAUGCCGCGGACGGAAGAGAGGCCGAUAAUUUCACGAGGGAGAGCGACAACGAGACUGAGCUGUUCUCCACGUCGUCGAAUGAUUUUGAUGAUGGGGACGAUUUAUUGAUCACUGGCGGAAGUUACGAUUUUGAAAUAGAACACUAGAUGACGAUUUUUCAUAUAGAUCGAGGUAGCUAGACCAAAAAGGGAAAUUUAUGUACAAAGGAUAAUGUAUCAACAUUUUAUUCAUGAUGUUUCUUCAUCGCACGAAGUUGCACUCACGGAAUUCCAUACAUUAAUUACAGAUUCAUAGACUAGGCUAUAUAGUGUUUGUGUUUAGUUUAUGAUAAUGUAUAUAAUAUAGAAUCCAAAUCGUAUAAAUACGAUUAGUUUCGGGUGAGGUAUUUGGGCAGUAUAAAUCUCCAGCCACAAAGUUGUAAAGCAUUGCUAUUAUUUUUAUUAUGAUAAUGAUUAUUAUAAUUAAUAAUAAUAGCAGUAGUAAUAGACGCAGUACUAGCGAUAGGUUUGGUUGUAGUAUUUGCAGUAUCAGCCAUUAUAGUAGUAAAAAUACAGUAGCAUGAA
Molecule: messenger RNA, 1830 nt
Organism: Penaeus chinensis
Lineage: Eukaryota; Metazoa; Arthropoda; Malacostraca; Decapoda; Penaeidae
Exons: 4
Coding region: 538-1413 (291 amino acids)
Source: RefSeq, a predicted model, not a curated record